Messenger RNA from Mus caroli (Ryukyu mouse), 797 nucleotides. RefSeq lists its product as uncharacterized. The record is from RefSeq and is a predicted model, not a curated record. NCBI's taxonomy places the organism in Eukaryota, Metazoa, Chordata, Mammalia, Rodentia, Muridae.
ACAAGCCCCUUGCGCUGGCCUCUCAACGCUUGGGGCAGAACCGUUGGUGGUGGCGCAGUGAGAGGACGGCCCAACUGUCAUCUUGCAGAGUAGACCCCCGAGAGAGCUCUAAGCGCCUAAAGUUUCAAAGACACCUUUAAAAUGGACCAUCCCCGCAAGUUUGAACACCAGGACAUCAGCUACCAGAGCCUCGGAAUUGAUACGUCUUCAGAAAAAGCUAAAGAAGUGAUGCCACCUAUGAUCAGUGUUGAGGGAGGAAAUGAUGGUGGUGACCAACUUUGGCCUAAAUCUGAUUUGGGAAGAGCGACAGGAGAAGACAGUAGUUUUGUGGGUGCAGGAGCGUCCGGAGGCAAAAACAAGGGCUACGGUGACCAGGACCAGCCAACUCUACCUGCAGAAACCAGGAUCCAACAUUUGCAGGACGAUGCUGACAUAAUCAUGAUCUGCAGAGCCUUCAGCCAGCUGAAACUUGAAGAUCUGGACCACGUCUUCCAACGCACUCAGUUCCCCAACAUCUUUGUGAGAAACGAAGUUGGAAUGCCGACAAGUGUUGAACCUGAAGCUGAAUCCGUUGGGCACAGUGAACCGGAAGAGAUGCUCAAGCAGUCAUUCUAAAAGGUUCGGGAGAGAUAACUCAACAGUCAAGAGGAUCCAGAUUCAAAUUCCAGAAUGUAACAUGAUGGCUCCCAACGACCUUUACCUCCGGUUUCAGAUUUGACACUCUUCCGGUUUCCCUGUGCAUAUGGUCCAUCCACACAGGCAAGAAAUCCAUAUAUGCAUUUUUAGAUUAAAGCAUA